ACAACAGUACGACGCGUCAAAACAAACCGCACUCCGCAACGACACGAAAGCAAUAUUACUGUUUUUAUCUACAACAGAAAUUUGCUAUUUUCACCGGAUUCGUCAAAAUGGAAUCAACGAACACUAAAGAAGAUUACAUCCUACAACGAUUGAGCAAAGUGAUGGAAUCUCGUAUCGAAACUGACCGAGAAACCUUGGAUGCACUUUCGGAUUUGUCGACAUUCUUCAAAGAAAACACUCUUCAAUCCAGGCGUAACUUACGAAGUCAAAUUGAAAAAAGGAGCUUAGAAAUAAAUCAGAAUUUUCUGAGUGCAUUUAAGGAAGUAAAAGAAAUGUUAGAUGGUAUUUGCGGUGACAUCAACUCCAUGAAUCGAUCGGUUGAAAACAUGAAAUCGCAACUACACAACACUGAAGUACAAACAAAGGACCUCAUUCUGCAGGCGAACACAUUACAGGAAGAAAAUUCAAAACUGCAGAUUCAACAAAAGAUCGCCAGUGGAUUUUUAUCGCGGUUCCAACUGGCAGUAACCGAACAUCAGAUGUUAUACGGCACGAAACGAGACGCACCAAUUACGACGGAGUUCUUCCAGGUGCUUGAUCGUGUACAGCGAAUUCACGCCGACUGUCGAACGCUUAUGCAAUGCGGAUACCAAACAGUGGCACUGGACAUAAUGGAAGAGAUGACAUUGCACCAGGAAGCGGCACUGGAACGACUAUACCGUUGGACACAAUGUCAUUGCAGGAACGUGGAAUCCAAAGAAAUGGGUGUACUAAUCAUAGAAGCAAUGGCAAGACUGCAGGAGAGACCGGUGCUGUUCAAGUAUGUUAUAGACGAAUAUUCCACGGUGCGUCGUUCCGUGGUUGUGCGAAGUUUCAUUGACGCACUUACAAUUGGUGGUUCAGGAGGAAACCCGAAACCCAUAGAGAUGCUUGCCCAUGACCCGAAACGUUACAUUGGUGACAUGUUUGCGUACAUUCACCAAAUAUUGCCUCCGGAAAAAGAAAAUCUUCAAAUGCUGGUAAGGAACUGUGACAAGGAAGACAUUUUCGAGCAGGUUCAAUCGGCGAUGAUAAACUUAUCGGAUGGUGUAUGUCAUCCACUUCGUGUGCGUGUAGAAACGAUUAUAAACGCAGAGAAGGAUACCAUCGUUCUAUAUUCAAUUUUCAACUUAAUCAAGUUUUAUCAGAAUAUGAUAAAUGGAGUUGUUAAAGGAGGGCAGCUGGAGAACUGUAUGACUGAUAUGCAGCUGUUCUCCGAAGCGACGUACCUGAACAGUCUUACAUUCCAGGUGAAACAGUUACUCCAAGGUCCGAAUGAGAAUCGAAUCGGAUUAGAGCCUCCGCAAACGGAUCUGGUUCCGUCACGAAGUGUCGGUCGUCUGCUGAACCUAUUGAAGGAGAUACUUUCCGUUGCUAGCAUGGUUCCCGGCAGUCAGACUGACAUUGUGAAAAUUGUGGGCAGUGUCAUUGACCCAUUACUACAAUCGGUACAAGAAUCCGCCUCACAUUUACCCACGUCGGACAUGGCAGUGUACCUGUUGAAUUCGUUGUAUCAAAUAGAAAGUGUUAUUUCGAUUUACGAGUACAUGGAAGAGAGAUUGGAGCGGCUGCGUGCCCAGUCGGAUGCACAAAUCGAUACACUGACGUCAGAGCAAGCCUCAUCCCUUGUUGCAAAUUUAAAUUUAGGCCCUAUUUAUACUGUGCUCCAAAGAAAUGCGGUACAGAUCGAUCAUAGGCAUCUGCAGACGUUUGUGGCUAAACUGGAGCAAUUUUUGCAAACUCCCGAAAUAUUGCUAGUUCCGCAGGUAAAUCUUCUCAUUAGCAGUGGACAUCGGGCAACGGUGCAAAAACGAUCUUUCAACGUGAUUAUUGCUAUUUAUCGUCAAAUUUAUGAACGCAUAAAUGACCCCAAGAACGGAUAUAACAAUCCGGAAACAAUUCUGCCUAAAACCCCGGAGCAAGUAGCGGAGGAGCUGUGUGGGUAGGCUUGGCUUAAAUGUAAUAAGACGUAUGAUUAAUUGUUUAAAA
Anopheles funestus (African malaria mosquito) is the source of this 2028-nucleotide messenger RNA. RefSeq names its product conserved oligomeric Golgi complex subunit 6-like. Gene Ontology annotation, cellular component: COG complex. Bases 108 to 1985 code for a protein of 625 amino acids. The record is from RefSeq and is a predicted model, not a curated record. The transcript is spliced from 3 exons. Lineage: Eukaryota; Metazoa; Arthropoda; Insecta; Diptera; Culicidae. Gene Ontology annotation, biological process: intra-Golgi vesicle-mediated transport.